AGCACCCACGCGCUUCUCGAUUCCCCUCCAGUCUCGCGUCGCGCGCUCGUGCAAUGACGCUGACCUUUGCACGCGUGCGAGAUUAUUCAUUACAUGUGGACAUCUGAGAUUAGAUGGAGCGUCUAUCGGCUGACAUCCUCCUCCUCCUCCAGCUCCUCCUGCGCUCCCUCCGUUCGGUCUCUCGCUUCAUCUCGCGCUCCUCCAUCGCUCGCCAAUCCCGGCGUUCGGUUUCCACCGCGAUGGGAAAUUAAAUAAAGUUGGCCGAGGGCAUCUGGAGCCGUGGAGCACGUGAAUCUGAGAGGAACGCGGAUCGUGUUUCACGCAAGCGACGCCGCCGUCAACGCGCAGCCAUGCAGGAUAUCCCGUUGUCAAUUGCACUGACUUGAGGAAAGCUCCGUCGCGUUCAUUUUCUACACGAUUCACGCCGAGACGUUUGCGGGGAUGGAAUCGAAGUGAGUUCGGAGGCGAUCCGUAUCAUGGACGUGUUCAGCUUUGUCAGGAUGCCCAAACUAGCAGGUCACAGGACCAAGUCCUCAUGCUGUCCUCCGCCGGCCGCCGGGAGUUGGCCAUCCACACAGGGACCCUCCAAUGGCUGGGAGAUGUCGUCCUCUAGAGAGGCCCGCGACUACUACGUCAAUCAUCUCUCGCAGUCAAGUUCUUUGGAGGAAGUGCGUGUUGAUGUGGAUAAGUUCGUCCCUCCUGCACCGCGAAAGGUGGAAAUGAGACGCGACCCGGUGCUCGGCUUCGGCUUCGUGGCAGGCAGCGAGAAACCAGUGGUGGUUCGAUCGGUUACUCCAGGAGGGCCUUCAGAAGGGAAGCUGAUCCCAGGAGACGAGAUAGUGAUGAUAAAUGAGGAGGCCGUGAGUUCGGCUCCACGGGAACGAGUCAUUGACCUGGUCAGAAGUUGUAAGGAGUCCAUCAUCCUGACCGUGGUGCAGCCGUACCCUUUGCCCAAAUCUGCCUUCAUCAGUGCAGCUAAAAAGGCCAAGUUGAAAUCCAAUCCGGUCAAAGUGCGCUUUGCUGAAGAAGUCAUUAUUAACGGACAAGAACCUGAGACUGUGAAGGAUAAUUCUCUGCUCUUCAUGCCAAACGUCUUGAAGGUGUAUCUGGAAAACGGACAAACAAAGUCCUUUAGGUUUGACUGCAACACCUCCAUUAAGGAUGUCAUUCUGACCCUGCAAGAGAAGCUGUCUAUUAAAAGCAUUGAGCACUUCUCUCUGACGCUGGAGCACAAGAUGGAAGGAUCUGCAACAAAGCUAAUGCUUCUGCACGAGCAGGAGAUGCUAACGCAGGUGACACAAAGGCCGGGCUCACAUAAAAUGAAAUGCUUUUUCCGCAUCAGUUUCCUUCCCAAAGAUCCGGUGGAUCUUCUCAGGAGAGACGCUGUUGCGUUCGAUUACCUCUACGUUCAGAGCUGUAAGGACGUGGUGCAGGAGCGUUUUGGCUUUGAGCUCAAAUACGACACAGCGCUUCGCCUGGCUGCUCUCCAGAUGUACAUCCUGACGCUCAGCACCAAACAAACGCAGAAAGUCUCACUGAAAUACAUUGAAAAGGAGUGGGGUCUGGCGCAGUUCCUGCCUCCAGCGGUUCUGUCCAGCAUGAAAGAGAAGAACAUCAAGAAAGCGCUCACACACAUCCUGAAAACCAACCAGAACCUGGUGCCUCCUGGCAAAAAGCUGACGGCGCUGCAGGCGAAGGUUCACUACCUGAAAUAUCUGAGUGAUCUCCGGCUGUACGGAGGACAAGUGUUUAAGUCCACGCUGGUCCAAGGAGAGAAACACACGGAGGUGACGCUGCUGGUGGGGCCGCGCUACGGCAUCAGUCACGUCAUCAACACUAAAACCAACCUGGUGGCGCUGCUGGCCGACUUCAGCCACGUCAACCGCAUCGAAAUGUUCACGGAGGACGAAAGGAACGUGCGAGUGGAGCUUCACGUCCUGGAUGUUAAGCCCAUCACACUUAUAAUGGAAUCCAGUGACGCUAUGAACCUGGCGUGUUUGACUGCCGGUUAUUACAGGCUGCUGGUCGAUUCACGGAGGUCCAUCUUCAACAUGGCGAACAACAGUAACACUGCAGGACAAGACUCAAGGGUCAAGCACAACUACCAGGCAAUUGACUGGAAUUACGGUUCCUGCAGUGCAUGUGAUGAGCCCCACCACGAAUACGCCAUCUGUGGGCGAAGAGAGUUUGAUAUUUCCCCCACAGUCUCUGAAAUGCACCAGCCGCAGCAUCGCAUGCACGGGGAUGGGGAGAGGGUGAGCAGAGGAAGUCACAUGCAUCCUCAGCCCUACUUCAGUGUCCCAAAAGGCAAACCUCAAGAGUCGCCCAGAAGCGCCAAGGUGUCCUUCAUAUUCAGCGAUCCUCCACUGGACUUUGUGAACCCUCAGAACUUGGGAUACCAAAGACUGAUGGAGGACAUCCCAGAAGUGCUGGAGGAACACCGAUACAUGUACGCGCAACAGAAGGACUACAAGCCGCUGGAAGCAUCAAUGGAGGUCGACGGCUUCCAGUACGGUUCCAACAUGGUCUAUGGGGACGCCAAGAUCUUCGGUACGACGGAAGGCAUCGAGGAGCCUUUGCUGCGCGAUAUCUGCUACGCCGAGACUACGGAUGACGCCGAGGAUGACGAUGACAUUAGUUGCGAGGAGGACAUGAUGAUGAUGAUGAUGGAAGAGAUGAAGGACAAGGUGAACUCUCUCCUGUCGCUCUCGGAAUCGAGCGACGACAUUAUUGACCUCACUUCGCUUCCGCCGCCACCGGAGGGCAACGACGAGGAGGACAGCGACGACCUGCUGCAAUCGCUAAACUUGGCAAUUGCCGCUCCGCCACCAGGGUUCAGGGAUAGUUCAGAUGAAGAUGAUCACCAAGAGCGAAAAGGCUUAAAAAACGACAUCCCUGUGUCGCUGAUCGAUUCGGUUCCAACGCAAGUGGCCGGUGGAACCGAGGAAGUGUUCAAUGACGCCGUUGUCUCCACACUACAAGCUCUAGAGGCCUUGGCGGCCUCUGAGGAACAGUCUCAUCCACAAUCGGACAAUAGUUCAGGUGUAGAAAUAUCUCGGUCCUUUAGCCCUGAGUCCUCCUCUGAUUCUGGGAACGAGACAAAUUCGUCCGAAAUGACGGAGAGCUCGGAGCUGGCCGCAGCUCAGAAACUCUCCGAAAACUCUCUGAAAAUGUUAGUAGCCACAGCCGAAGGGUACCAAACUCUAGCCGAAGAGGAGACCGAGUUUCGAUUGGUGCCGUGUGAGGUACGGGUGUCUCUAGACGACUCCCAGUCCGCCGCGGUUGCCACUCUCCGCUCGGACCAUUUCGAAAUGGAGCCAGAAACAAUGGAAACCAAGUCGUUGACGGACUACUUCAACAAAAUGCACAGGGACGUGAUGAUGGGAAUGUCACAGGGGAAGAUCAAGGAGCAAGACGGCGGGAUGAAAUUGUGCGCCCAAGCGGAAGCCCGUCAGAUGAAUAUCACAGAAUCGGAGGAUCUUGUUGGGAUGUACAACAACUUCAAUGGACGGGAUUCCCAACGUUCAGGUCCCUUUGACUUGGAGAGGAUGUCUUACGCUUUUCAAGAAAGCAAUCAAAGAUUGCAUAUGAUUUUGAAUAAUAAAUCUGAAGAGCAUAUUUACUCUGAGGUGGUUGGCGAUGGCGGUCCAUUGCAUGCAGACAGGGUAACGCAAAAAGUCAGUUUGAAGGACUCGAUAGACUUGAACACAAGUUCCCCCGCCAAAAAACAAUAUAUGAUUGAGAGAGCCCGGAACGAACAUCAACAGCGCAAGGUGGCUUCAUCCGAACAGGAAGUGACACGGUUAUACGAGUACCACUUGUCCAAAAGGAUGUCGGCUUUACAGAGCGAGGGAAUUCAUUCCCUGCAGAGUUCCCAGUGUUCGUCCAUCGAUGCCGGCAGCAGUACAGGAAGCAGUAGCUGCGUGACACCAAUGGACUCUCCUCUGUGCACGGUAGAUAGCGUCCAUCUGCACGGAGAGUCCUCUCUGAAAGGUCUUGGAUAUCCAACUCAGAACAUAGAUGAAACGUUUUUGCGGAAGCACCAUGGACAGGCUGGCCAAGAGUCGGGCCGAGAGGGAUGCCAAAGGUUGCCCAAGAUCAGGGAAACUACAGUGUAGCAUGCUGCAGAUGGAGAUAAAACAGAAGAAUCGUCGUCUUCUCUCACGAUAUGUCCAUAUUCAUCCAUAGCACAGUUUCCUAUGUGCCAAAUCAGAGGUGAUCGGAGGUCUUGAAUGCUUCUCUGUUUAUUCUUGCACUUGGCCUCAAAUGACCCCCGCUCUGGUUGCCUCAGGGAGCCAGAAAGGGAAUCUUAAUAAGACAACUAUUGGCUCAGGGAGCAUUGACACUUUUUAUGGAAACUGCAACUUGUAGAUGGCGGUAAUCAACCAUGGAAGGAUUACAACCCUGCCGUUCCUAAAGUCAACAUGAAACUCAAAACCCAUGUUACUGCCAUAAUGUGACACUUUGUUGUAUCCACCAGAUUUGGAUUGCGAAAAGUAGGCAUUUUGUGCCAGAAUUGUUGGAGAGGAGUUGGAAUGACACAAAUGUGCAUUAAGAAAGUAAAUGGGGUGAAUUUUGAUUUCUUGUUGACUUUAAUCUUCUGAAGUGGAAGCGAAUGACAGAUGGUUUGACGUUCUGCACAGAAAACAAGUUUAAGACAACAAGCAUUGGAACAAGGCAAGUUCAUCUCCUGAUUCUUUUGGACGACACACAAUCCAGACAUACGAACUGUGCAUUGCUCUGAGAAAUUCUUGCACUGGUCACUUAAUAUGUCUAUUUUAGCCACAUUUCUCAAAGAAAGCAUGUGCGGAGCUUUUGUGCUCUGAGGAUUUUUUGUUAAGCAGCAAAAGGACAUUUUGAAGCGCUAGCUGAAGCGAUUCAGGAAGUCACUUUAUUUACUUUGCGUGGAGGCUUUGGAAAGUUAUUUUGAUGACCAAAGCAAAACUACAUUUGCAUUCGGUACGCUGUUAUUUGGUUGCAGCAAUGGCCAUAUGUCGAAAAUCACUGCUUUUAUUUAGCCAUAUUAAAGCCAUAUGAUAUCCCGCAUACUGUACGUUUGUCAUGAAGAUUGAGAUAAUCCGGCCAUUGCGAUCCACUGUGAUAACAGUGCUUGUGUAUAUUUUGUGUAAUAUGUAAAAUGAAAAGGAAGUAUUCUACAAUACAUAGAAUUUUUAAAAGACCGUUUAAACCACAGCACCUGAUAGACACAUCCAUUUUGUUCUAUGUGUUUAUUUUAAACUUCAUAACAGAAGAGCUUCACAUUCAAAAAUAUGAAAAUGUAAGCCACUAUAUGAUCUGUAAACUGUUAUUAUGUUCGCAACUUGCACAGUUUCAUUUGCCGUUCUUAUUUGACUGGCUAAUGCAUAUAUUUACUUAAGUAAUUUAAAGUCAACAUGAAGUAUCAUUCUCCAUCUAUUUUACUACUGUCAUCUGACAUAUUUCCCAGUGUAAUUUUAUCAAGAAAAGGACAGGAUUUUAUCUGUGAGGAUGGUGAAAGUGAAUGGUAAAUAAUUUUUGUGCUUAAGUUACUAAAUUUUGAUGAAAUAUUACAACAGAUUGUUGUUAUUUAUUUAGAAUAACAUGCACUGAUGAGUCAUUCCCAGUAAAACCAGGAAAGUUAUUUAAGAAUGUAAGUAGGUCCAUUUUGAUUUCAUGUUGACUUUAAAUAAUAAACGUAAUGUAUUUUAGUUGAAUCAUCUUCAUUAAAUAU
This is a messenger RNA of Sinocyclocheilus rhinocerous, 5710 nucleotides long. Its product is annotated as FERM and PDZ domain-containing protein 4-like. The record is from RefSeq and is a predicted model, not a curated record. Gene Ontology annotation, molecular function: protein binding. The coding region runs from base 477 to 4118 and encodes 1213 amino acids. Gene Ontology annotation, cellular component: cytoskeleton. The transcript has 17 exons. NCBI's taxonomy places the organism in Eukaryota, Metazoa, Chordata, Actinopteri, Cypriniformes, Cyprinidae.